This is a messenger RNA of Staurois parvus, 324 nucleotides long. Lineage: Eukaryota; Metazoa; Chordata; Amphibia; Anura; Ranidae. The record is from the annotation of a GenBank genome assembly.
AUGUUUUAUGCAGAUGUUUCAAGUGACCAAGUACCUUACCACACAAAGCCCCGUUACACUGAUAGCCGUGCAUACCCACUGCCUGAUGCGAAAUUUGUAUCUGAGUUGACAGAACAGCAGAAGGCUCUCAAAGAAAAGGAAGGAGGAUCCUGGACUCAACUGACCAAAGAUGAGAAACUUGCAUUGUACCGUAUUAGCUUUAAGCAAUCCUAUGCAGAGAUGAACAAGGGAAAUCCGAAUGAGUGGAAAACGGUAUUGGGAAUAGCAUUUUACUUCAUAGCCUUUACUGGAUUAUAUCUUUGGUGGCAACGUGUAUAUGGUUAG